This is a messenger RNA of Coniophora puteana RWD-64-598 SS2, 357 nucleotides long. RefSeq lists its product as uncharacterized. Lineage: Eukaryota; Fungi; Basidiomycota; Agaricomycetes; Boletales; Coniophoraceae. The transcript has 4 exons. Bases 1 to 357 code for a protein of 118 amino acids. The record is from RefSeq and is a predicted model, not a curated record.
AUGAGCUAUGAAGAUGGACGCCCGGUGAAGGAUACCAAAGGCAGAGCGCGUUCGGUGAAGGGCGGGUACACAUCUGCCUUGGUCGGUGUCAAUCUUUUUCAACUGAAGCAUCGUGUUAUAAAUGGGAUCAACUUAAACAGUGCUCAUAUUCACUCUGUCCAAUAUAUAUACUUCACAGUCCUUGUCACAUUAACACAAAGACUCGGUCUGCUGCGUGUGCUCCAUCGCCGACAGCACGUCACUACGCUCCCCGACGCUUCUUCGGCAUGGUCCGGUCUCGGAAGCGCAUUAACAGGACUGUGGUACAACGUUUACGCGCCCGCAAGCAUCCUAUCUUCCAUCAUCAUCACUACCUAA